UAUGCCAGUCCAGCUGAGCUCCUCUUCCCAUCCUCUCCUUCCGUGAUGAUCUGAAAGCCUUCUAAUGUGUAUUUGAAGAAUAAGGAGUCCAUUCUAAAUGUCAUUUCAUUUUUUCUCUCUCUCUCUGCGCUCUGUUCUCAGUUCAAGAGAAAUCAAGAGGGAACUAAGGAAGUCCGGGAACUAAGAAGGUCCCCGAACUACAAUUUAGCAACAUCUAAUGGAGGUUGCUAGGAGAGAAAAUAAACCAUUAAGACUAGGUCCUAAUGUGUGGUAGGUGGCAAACUAUACCCUGUGUCAGAAAGAAAGAAGAAAACAGAGGAAAGACACCUGAAAGGAAGCCAGAAAUUGCCCCAUCACUUCUUGAGUGUUGAAACAUCCAGUAAGGCAGGAGAAGAUGGGGUGCUUCUCGUUUCUGAAAAUGAUGAUGUUUGUCUUUAAUGGCAUCAUAUUUUUAGGUGGACUAGCUUUGCUGAGCCUUGGUGUGUGGGUGAAGGUGGAUGGAGGCUCCUUUGUUAAGAUUCUGGGAGCCUCUGCACCCCAACUGAUUCAGCUGAUCAACAUGGCCCACCUCUGCAUUGCGUUAGGCUCCUUUCUCUUGUUCAUGGGAUUCCUGGGCUGUUGCGGAGCCGUGAGGGAGAGCAAAAGCAUGCUAUUGCUGACAGAUAUAUUUGUUGAGCGUAUGAAGAUCUGGGCUGUCAAAACAUUAAGAGAGGACUAUGGCGUACAAGAUGAUAUAACUUCAGUCUGGGACACCACCAUGAAGGAGCUGAAUUGUUGCGGAUUUAACAACUACACCGAUUUCAAUGGCUCUAGAUACCAGGAGAAAAAGGAAACGUCAGAGUAUCCAGUAUCUUGCUGCUCUGGGAAUGCUCCUUGCCAAAGCAAUCAGAUUGAUCUCACAAAGAUGGGGUGUCUCCACAAAUUUCAGAAGUUUCUGAGCCACAAUGGAAAGAUUGUUGGAGGGGUGGCUUUAGGAAUUUGUGUGCUUGAGGUGGCAGCAAUGGUUGUCUCCAUGGUUUUAUAUUGCCAAAUUCACACUUUUUAUGCCUGAGAGUUUUGCCAGACUUUCCCCUCAUCUUUGAUAACAGAACCUGACUCAGUGAUAUUUCCAGGAUAGUAAACCUAACUCUGUUUUCAUCAACAAUGCUAAGAACUCGAACUGGAGUAACGAAGCCAUGAGUGCAAAAUAAUAAAAAUGUUUUCUAUGUUACUGAAAUUUGUAUUUGGAUAAUGGCCUUUGAUCAGGUAUCUCUUUUUUGCACAGUGAUGUGAAAAAUUAAGACUACUAUUAAAAAUAACUAAACUGAAA
Molecule: messenger RNA, 1309 nt
Organism: Ornithorhynchus anatinus (platypus)
Lineage: Eukaryota; Metazoa; Chordata; Mammalia; Monotremata; Ornithorhynchidae
Gene: TSPAN16
Product: tetraspanin 16
Exons: 7
Coding region: 395-1051 (218 amino acids)
Cellular component (GO): membrane
Source: RefSeq, a predicted model, not a curated record